Messenger RNA from Periconia digitata, 1619 nucleotides. The record is from the annotation of a GenBank genome assembly. Lineage: Eukaryota; Fungi; Ascomycota; Dothideomycetes; Pleosporales; Periconiaceae.
UCGAGCGAUGCCAAGUUCGAUGAACAUCGAGGUUGUCUACUAAUGACCACAUCUGCUUGUAGGUGGUCGACACUUCCCCCCAUAGCUGAUCAUCGCCGCCUAACUUCUGCAACCUUGUGUGCCAUCUCAUUCCAAAUUUCCUUCGUCAAACUGUAAUCAGCAAACAAUGGACGUGUAGCACUUGUAAAUGCCUUUUCAAUGUCGGCGACGACACGCAAUCUAAAACUGAAUUGUUUGGCUUGGGUGCUACAGAUAUCAGAAUCGUAUUGAGUGCCCAAUCACUUGCUUCUGCCCGCCGACUCUGGAACGGCCCAGCAAACUUAUGAGGAUGUCCAUUAACUUGUAUGAAACCUGGUGACACACUGACAUUGUUUCCCGACUCCGUAUCCAGGCGGUAUGAUCAGGCUUUAUAUUCCGUUUCCAGGCUUCCAGAUCACCUCCGACUCGGUUGUCACCACUGCACGCAUGUUUCCGACAAAAAUCAUGCGUUUGUACCACUCGUCCUCGUUCGAUCAAGUUACUUACAGCAUUCGUACCUGCAGUUUGCAAGGCACAAUUGCUCUUUCCCGACUGUUUGAUCACGGCAAUUCUACAAUCCCUUGAUCAUGAUUUGAGAAUCAGGUAACGCAAAUAUCGUACUCGCCGUAUAUUUGAUUACGAGAUUGUGAUUGACAAUAUUAGCGGCCUGUGGAAAACAUUUCCGCCUCGGGCUCGAAAUAUUGAUCUGUAUGAAUGUUACAUUCAACGGGUAUCCGUUGCUUGUUGUUCAUUCGGGGGCACCUCGAAUCACUUCGAGCAAAUAUAUAAGGCGGGAAAGGCUGGUCGUGGAUAGUCCAUCCAAAGCAGCCGUAAUUACGUGGUCUUCCUCAUCAUUGCCUUGUGCUUUUUCGCCAGCCUCACUGCCAGCGCAGGAUUUACUGUUGCUACAGCUCAUAUCGAAGAUCGAUUGGCGACACGAACUCUCCCUUACACAGAUUGAUCUGGAAAGAAGAGUAUUCUACUCUGUUCUUUUCCUAGUCAGGGAGCGCCACUCUCAGCCUAUUCCAACACUUGGCUCCAUAGCAAGCAUUUCCUCGGUAUCAAUCAACGAUAUACGAUCGACCAUGUGUUAUUACCACGCCUACAGUCACCGAUGCGGUCAUACAGAAAUGGUAUUCCAGCAACUCUGUCAGAAGGCCCAGAUGAUCCAGAACAAGUGCCCUCGUGGCCAGGAAGGUAUCAUUUUGACGACAGUCAUGGUGGAGACCCCAUGUUCUGGGUGUACAAAGUGAUUGCGUGAGACGAGUUUGGCAGUGGGAAAGGAAUGAAUUGAUAGGUGUGGGCGAUUCAGAAUGGAACUUAUGAAAAAGAAAAAGAAAAGUUGAGAUAUUUGUUUGCUUUUCUGCUCCUUUUUUGUGGAUUGCAUCUGCUGUAUUGGCGCCACAGGCCCCCUCCUCGCGGUGGGGGCGGAUGGUAGCAAAUAUGUCGUUCAUUAUGAUAUGUUUAGAUUAUAUUCUCCUGAAUCACUUGUUAUAGGAAGUUGGGAUUCAAUCAAAAUACAUUUCUUUUCGGAGCAUGUUGGAAUGUUUCAUAUAAGGAUGCUUAGCAUCUCACAAUUCUCCCUUGCUUCUGAGAUUGAU